CCAACUUCUGCCAAUCCCCCGCUGCAUCGACGUCCAUGGUCGAGGCUUAACUCGCCCGUAUGCCGCCUCCUCUUCUGAUCCUUCAAUCAUCUCAUGUGAGCGAAAAAAUUCCCCACACUCACGCUGUUCUUUCUGCUCUGGCUGCCGCCCACCGCUUCUGCCACGCCGAGGGUGCGGCUGCCGUCUCCGGUCGCUCGCCGUCGACAACCAUCUCAACGCUCCCAACUGCGCAUCUUCUUCUGAGCAACAGUGAACCGCCUGACAACGACGGAGAUUUCGAGUUUCGAGCUAUGACAGUGGCUGUGUGCUGCUGUCGCCGUCGAGUCCCGCAGACAUGCUCUCCCGCAUUCCCCCACAAACCCACAACUCAUACUCGGAAUUCCACGACUAUGCUCAAAGAUCCGACUUGAUCACCCCCCAACCUCAGCAGCUCGCUUCCAUGCUUCAGACCCAACCCAAGCCAUACGACAAUGACAAUCUGCAGGCCGGUCGCAAGAGGAGGGAGUCGGAGCUCGAUCAGAAUGAAACAAACGACACCGCGGCCGUUCGACGAAGAAUAAGUCGAGCUUGCGACCAAUGCAACCAACUGCGUACCAAAUGUGAUGGCAAGCAGCCGUGUGCACACUGUACCGACAAUGCCCUUGUCUGCGAAUAUGCCCGCGCUCACAAGAAACGAGGGCGGGCGCCCAAAAAAGAGACGGAUGCCAACGACGAGGCCAACUAUGCCAAUUCGACUCAAUCCGUUUCGAACAAUGCGUCCGCUGUUCGCCAGUCGGCUGGACCAAGGAAGUAUUCCACCACUUCCUACACCGGUCACGAUGGCAUGCUCGAUGGGAACCCCUUGCCCACCAACAACACACCCCCGAGUGCUGGGUUUGAGACCAACCAUCACCAGGCUGCUUUCUUUACCAGUUUCGAUCCCUCUUCGGGGGUGAGCAUUACUGCCGCGCGACAAUUGCACGAAAUGGAUCAGUCCAUGGUACCGCAGAUUACUCAGAGUCAAGCCAUUGAUUUUGCUGUUCCCAACCAAGCGUAUGCGCCAUCCACCCUCGACUCCAUGCACGUGCAAGGGGCAGCACAAGGCUUUGGAUUUCCGUUGGGAGACGACUAUUCGGUCGCGUUCAUGGGUAAAGCACCUAUGGUCGAGUCGCCGGAUUGGCUCGCUCUCACGUCGCCCAUGUUCAUCAACGACCCCUUACCGGCUCAGCCUCGCAUCACAGAUACGCUAAGAUAUCCGGUCCUUCGUCCUCUGCUGCCUCACAUCGAGCCCAUCAUCCCUCAAGCUCUGGCGUGCGACCUGUUGGAGCAGUAUUUCACGAGUUCAACUUCAGCUUACCUGAGACCUGCCAAUCCGUACAUAUUAGGCUACAUCUUCCGAAAGAAGUCUUUCUUGCAUCCUACCGAUCCGCGGCCUUGUACCCCUGCACUCCUGGCAAGCAUGUUGUGGAUUGCGGCACAAACGAGUGAUGCGGCUUUCUUGACCACUCAGCUAGAUGCCAGGGCCAGGAUAUGUCAACGACUAUUAGAACUCACCAUCAACAUGCUCAAACCCCUGAUUCACAGCCACCCAAAUACCUCUGCCCCCACGCCAAACCCUAAUUAUCCGCAGAUGGCGGCCAACGAUGGUGGGCUGGGCGCUCUUGUUGUGCCAACGCAUUCGGGAGGUCACGGUGUCGAUCGGGCACAGAUUGACAAUCUGGCGACCUACAUCCACCUAGCUACGGUAGUAUCCGCAAGUGAACGAAAAGCAGCGAGUCUUCGGUGGUGGAAUGCUGCUUGGUCUCUUGCCCGAGAACUUCGACUGGGUCGUGAGCUCCCUGCUAAUCCGCCGGAGCAAGAUGGGGAGGAGAAUAAUCCUGCGAGCAAUCAAACGGACGGUCAUUCGGGCGAGAACCGCAAGACAUCCGUAGAUGACACACGGCGCAACUCCAUCGGCUACGUGUCGGAAGAAGAAAGAGAAGAACGGCGACGGGUGUGGUGGCUGUUGUACAUGCAAGAUCGGCAUCUAGCGUUGUGCUACAACCGACCCAUGUUUUUCCUGAAUAAGGAAUGUGAAAGCUUGCUGCAGCCAUUGGACGACGACGCUUUCCAGGCAGGGCGAUUUGACAAGGCUUCGGAUCCUGCGCAUCGAAGACGAGGGCUGAACAUUGAAUGCACGUCCCACAGCGUGUUUGGCUAUUUCCUGCCUCUGAUGGUGAUCCUGGGAGAGAUUUUAGAUCUCAAUCAUGCUCGCAAUCGACCGCGGUUUGGACCUAGAGCUAACAAGGCUAAAAACUGGGACGAUCACACCGACGAGAUCACUCAACAGCUGGAGACGUAUGGGCAGAGUCUGAAAGAUUUCGAGGCGUCUGGGGGACAUGCUCAAGACACCAGCCACAAUGAUGUGGUGACCCCGUCUGUGGUAUCGGCGGGAACGAAUGACUCUCACAGUGCUUCAGAGCUGGCGCUGCAGACCAAAACUGUGGUAGCAUAUGGGACACACAUUAUGCACGUAUUGCAUAUCCUCCUGACCGGCAAGUGGGAUCCGAUUGCCUUACUGGAUGACAACGACCUCUGGAUCUCUUCGCAGUCCUUUGUGACGGCCACGGGACAUGCAGUGAGUGCGGCCGAGGCAGUGGCCGAAAUCAUCGAAGACGAUCCCGACCUGAGCUUCAUGCCCUUCUUUUUCGGCGUGUACCUUCUCCAGGGCAGUUUCUUGCUGCUGCUGUUUGCGGACAAAUUACAAGGUGAUGUCAGUCCCGAUGUGGUCAAGGCUUGUGAGACGAUUGUGCGGGCGCACGAGGCGUGUGUUGCUACCCUGGAUACUCAAUAUCAGCGCAACUUCCGGAAGGUGAUGCGAUCAGCCCUUCAGCAAGUGCGAGGGCGCAUCCCCGAGGACCUAGCCGAACAGCAGCAUUGGAGGCGCGAAGUGCUUGCGUUGUACAGAUGGACUGGCGACGGCACCGGCCUCGCAUUGUAAAGACACCAAAGCCCUGGGAGGCGAUUGUACCUGAAACCGGGAGGACUCUUCUAGUGUUGGGCACGACGCCCAAAAGCAACUCCUGUCGGGUGUGGCAUAUUUGCAAAUGUUUUGUUUACGACGGACGACAUGACCUCCAUGACGGACUGGGCAUUGUUUUGACGGAAGGGAUUCAAGAUACGGAAAUUGGACAUGGGAAAAAUUUUGUUGUGAUGGCGCGUCGUCGCGUGCCUCUGGUGCUACGGUACUCGGUGAUGUACUCCGGGACGAGCUUGUAGGCAUCAAGUGUGUAUAUCGGGGCGAGGCCUUGGGUGCGCCGUGGUGUCGUGUGAUAAGGUCGAUUUUGUUGACGAUAGCUCAGAUACUCCAUAUGUAAGCAAGCGCAUGAGGCGAGAUUGGUUUCUACCCAGGGCUCUGACGAGUGGCAAAUGAUACCGGCAGGGUGAAGCAUUCCGCUCAUGGAGUCGUUCGGCGUUUCUCCA
This is a messenger RNA of Cladophialophora immunda, 3441 nucleotides long. RefSeq lists its product as uncharacterized. Gene Ontology annotation, molecular function: zinc ion binding; DNA binding; DNA-binding transcription factor activity, RNA polymerase II-specific. The transcript is spliced from 2 exons. Gene Ontology annotation, biological process: regulation of DNA-templated transcription; DNA-templated transcription. The record is from RefSeq and is a predicted model, not a curated record. Lineage: Eukaryota; Fungi; Ascomycota; Eurotiomycetes; Chaetothyriales; Herpotrichiellaceae. Bases 335 to 2959 code for a protein of 874 amino acids.